AAUGGCUGUGACUGUUGUGCGCAGAAGAAUUUUCAUUUUGGAAAACAGGAUUGUUUAAUUAAUUGUGGUAAUGGAGUAAAUGGUGACCUUGUGUGGCUGAUCUCCCCUCCCCAACCAAAGACACUUUGAAGUGCCCCUCCUGCACUUCACUAUGGAAAUAUGGUGCUAGGUGGGAGGUGCAGAGACAGUCCAUUUAUAGGACUGGUCAUCUGGGAGUUGGGAAGCCUUUAAAGAGCAGGAGUGAUAAGAGAUUGGAGUCACUUGGAAGCAUUCGUGUUACUGUCUUGGAUGCCUUGAGGGGGCAUGGAAAAGGUGGAAGUGUUCACGUCCGAAGCCAAAGGCAGGGGGCUGAAGGCAGCGAAGGAAUUUUGGGCAGCAGAUGUAAUUUUUGCAGAACGCGCCUAUGCUGCAGUAGUAUUUGACAGCCUCACUCACCUUGUCUGCCACACCUGCUUUAAGCGACAUGAGAAGCUCCACCGCUGUGGCCAGUGCAAGUUUGCCCAUUACUGUGACCGCACCUGCCAGAAGGAUGCCUGGGUGAACCACAAGAGUGAGUGCUCAGCCAUCAAGAGGCAGGGGAAAGCACCCAACGAAAACAUCAGGUUGGCUGCCCGAAUCAUGUGGAGAAUAGAGAAAGAAGGGGGAGGCCUGACUGAGGGGUGUUUGGUCUCCAUUGACGACCUACAGAACCAUGUGGCACACUUCGGAGAGGAAGAGAAGAAGGAGAUGAGGAUCGACCUGGAGAGUUUCUUGGAGUUCUGGCCACCUGAGAGCAAGCAGUUUGGCAUGCAGUACAUCUCUCACAUACUGGGCGUGAUAAACUGCAAUGGUUUCACCCUGAGUGACCAAAGGGGGCUGCAGGCAGUUGGUGUAGGCAUCUUCCCCAACCUUUGCCUGGUAAAUCAUGACUGUUGGCCCAACUGUACCGUCAUCUUUAACAAUGGCAAUCAUGAGGCUGUAAGAUCAUUGUUCCACACCCAGAUGAGGAUAGAACUGCGUGCGCUGGGUAAGAUCUCCAUUGGGGAAGAGCUGACUGUUUCCUACGUUGAUUUCCUCAAUGUCAGUGAAGAGAGAAGGCAGCAGCUGAAAAAGCAGUACUAUUUUGACUGUACCUGUGAGCAUUGCCAAAAAAGAAUAAAAGAUUAUCUGAUGUUGGCUGUGAAAGAGGGGAACGAAAAGCCAUCACAGGAUGUGGUGAAGGACAUCAUCCAGUUCUCCAAGGAAACUCUGGAAAAGAUUGAUCAAGCUCGCUCUGAAGGGAUAUACCACCAAGUUGUAAAGCUGUGUCGAGAGUGUCUGGAGAAGCAGGAACCAGUGCUGGGAGACACAAACCUUUACCUGCUCCGGAUCCUCAGCAUCAUGUCAGAAGUUCUCUCUUACCUCCAGCUGUUUGAUGAGGCAGCUGGUUACUCAAAAAAAAUGGUGGAUGGUUACAUGAAGCUUUAUCACCCAAACAAUGCCCAGCUAGGGAUGGCCCUCAUGAGAGCUGGAGUGACACACUGGCAUGCUGGUUUCAUUGAAGCAGGGCAUGGGAUGAUUUGCAAAGCCUAUGCUAUUCUUCUAGUGACACAUGGCUCCACCCACCCAAUUACCAAAGAUCUGGAGGCCAUGCGUGUUCAGUCAGAGAUGGAGCUGCGCAUGUUUCAGCAGAAUGAAUUUAUGUAUUACAAGAUGAGAGAGGCAGCUCUUCAGAACCAAACGAUCCAGGUCAUGCCUGAGCCCACCACCAAUGAGAUUUCACCUGGUAUCUUCCAGAAGAAAUAAUAAUGGAAUCCUUUGCUGGCCUGGUGAUGUAUUGUCGAAUUUCAGCAGCUGUACAGCAUCAGCAGUUUUUGUUCUGAACAGGAAGAAAGUGACAUCAUGCCAAGGAAAGUGGCGUUUGGUUCUGAAUGUCUGGAUCUCCUGGGGACAGCUCCAGAUAGACAUGACUUUUCUACAUGCCCAGCAUGUCGAAUCAGAAGCAUUUCACCAAAAGAGUCAAAACCUACAUUCACUGAUAUAAAUGAUUAAUAAAGUUAUUAUAA
Rhineura floridana is the source of this 2024-nucleotide messenger RNA. RefSeq names its product SET and MYND domain containing 1 (gene SMYD1). The record is from RefSeq and is a predicted model, not a curated record. NCBI's taxonomy places the organism in Eukaryota, Metazoa, Chordata, Lepidosauria, Squamata, Rhineuridae. The transcript is spliced from 10 exons. Bases 304 to 1764 code for a protein of 486 amino acids. Gene Ontology annotation, cellular component: nucleus. Gene Ontology annotation, molecular function: protein binding; histone H3K4 methyltransferase activity.